Messenger RNA from Darwinula stevensoni, 4452 nucleotides. The record is from the annotation of a GenBank genome assembly. NCBI's taxonomy places the organism in Eukaryota, Metazoa, Arthropoda, Ostracoda, Podocopida, Darwinulidae.
UUUUCUUUUAAUUUCUUGCAGAUGAAAAAGGGGACGGAACGUCCUUGUUAUUGUUGUCGUUCCUUUUGAUACCAAGAAGAAGAUGUCGACGAUCAAUUCUCGAGACCUGUAUAAUUACGAGUGCUCGGACAGGGGGCUCCUCUUGCCCUUAAUCAGCGAGUACACAUGGCCGAAGCCGGUCCGGGCAGGCCUUUAUUUCGUGGCACUCUUGUAUUGCUUCCUCGGGAUUGCCAUCAUCGCAGACAUUUUCAUGUGUGCCAUCGAGAAGAUCACGUCUAAGACUCGCAAGGUGUACCUGAGCAGUGCGACAGAUAAUCAACCGGAGGUGAUCGAGGUGCGAGUGUGGAAUGACACUGUGGCAAACCUGACGCUCAUGGCCCUUGGAUCCAGUGCCCCGGAGAUCCUUCUAUCCAUCAUCGAGAUCGUCGGGAAUAAGUUCGAGGCGGGAGAGUUGGGUCCUGGCACCAUCGUUGGAUCUGCUGCCUUCAAUCUCAUGUGCAUAUGCGCCAUCUGCAUCGUCGCCGUUCCCUCUCCCGAAGCCCGACCCAUAAAGGCGUUCAAGGUAUUCGUGGUGACAGCGGUAUGGUCCUUGAUAGCAUACCUCUGGCUCCUCGUCAUCUUGGUCGGAAUCACACCCAAUGUCGUGGACUUAUGGGAAGCUAUCGUCACCUUUCUCUUCUUCCCCAUCCUCGUCAUAAUGGCUUACGUCACCGAUAUCGAACGAUGGGGUCUCAAAUUCAAGGGGGCAGAUAAGAAGAAACAGAUCGAGCUGGGCAAUUUCCAGCCCGGUGAGUCCUCCCAGAAACAGCUGAGGGACGAGUAUUUCUUCAGGGAUGGAAAGGUAGACAAGGACUCCUUGGUCCAGUUCGUCCGCGAAGUGAAGAAAUACCCUGGACUCUCCGAGGAGGACGCCGCACUUCUCGCUGCCACCAAGUUGGUGGAGUCGCAGCCUCAUUCCCGGCUGUGGUAUCGGAUCGGGGCGACGCGACAGCUCGCCGGCUCCCGCAAGACCAAGCCUCAAGUCUCCGAGAAACUCCAGGAGGUCUCGGCAUGGGAAAAGCUGAGACGUGCAAAGAAAGCCGCUUUAGCCUCAACUUUAAAAACAACUGUGCCACCCCCAAAAACGACAACGACGACGACGACGUCAAAGAAGACAGACAAGGAAACGAAGAUGAAAGGUGGGAAGCGUUCGUACCCGGCAGAUCAUGGGGACCACUUGGCCAAUAUGCCCGCCGUUGAAAACAUCAAAUUACCAGAGAUUGCUUCUCCCAUGUCUUCUACUGGGACGGAUUGGACGAAAAUCAUCGCCUCUGCUGCAAUCAAGCGGCAGGUCGAAGAAGCGAUGGAUAAAGUGUACGAUGCGAUGAACGAGCACCCGGAUGCACCGACUUUGGGGAAGCCCCUUGUGCCGGAUUCCCAGAAGAAUGCCGUCUUCGAUUUCGAGGCCGCCACCGUUGCCGUGAUGGAAAACGUCGGCAAGGUGAAAAUCCCCAUCCAGCGAACCGGACGACUCGACAAAGUGGCCAAAAUCAGAGUGGAGACGAUCGAUGGGUCAGCGGAGGCAGGGCAAGACUACGUCAAAAUCCAGGAAGUCUUGGAAUUCGAACCCAACGAAACGGAAAAAAUGAUUGAGGUGGAGAUCCUGAACGACGAGCAGUGGGAGCCCGACGAGGAGUUCUUCCUCAAGUUGAAUCUCGUGUCCGGAGAGGAAGAUGGCGUGGAGCUCGGACGCAUUAACGUCCUCGAAAUCACCAUCCUCAACGAUGACAAUCCCGGGACCUUGAUGUUCAAGAAGCGCGGAAUGCUGGUGCAAGAAAGCGUGGGGACACUCCAGAUCCCCGUGAUACGCAAGGAUGGAGCAGAUGGCGAUGUCUCUGUUUCCUGGAAGACUCACGACAAGAGCGCUGUUGAGGGCAAGGAUUACAUUGGCAAAGAGGGCACCAUCACCUUCAAGAGCACUGAGGUUGAGAAGCUGAUUGAGAUCGAGAUAAAAAACGACUUUGUGCCUGAGAAGAAUGAGCAUUUCGAAGUGGAGCUGUUGAACCCAGUUGGAGGAGCCAGGGUCGGGAAGAUCAACCGCGUCACCGUCACCAUCACCAAUGACGACGACUUCAACUCCAUCAUGAAUCGAAUGCUCCUGAUGACUAAUGCGAACAUGGACAAGUUCCAGGUCCAUACAGAAUCCUGGGGAGAUCAGUUCAAGGAGGCUCUCAGCGUAAAUGGAGGUGAUACUGAGAACGCCACCUUCUCUGAUUGCAUCAUGCACGUCCUCACCUUCGGCUGGAAACUCAUCUUUGCAUUUGUACCACCGCCAUCCAUACUUGGAGGGUGGCUGGCCUUCUCUGUGUCGCUGAUUUUCAUCGGGAUUAUAACGGCGAUCGUCGGAGACCUUGCCGCCAUCUUCGGCUGCCUUGUUGGACUCAAGGAUGCUGUCACUGCAAUCACGUUUGUGGCAUUGGGGACAUCGUUGCCGGACACAUUUGCAUCAAAGACGGCAGCCGUGCAAGAGAAAUAUGCAGACAACGCCGUAGGAAACGUGACAGGAAGCAAUUCGGUGAAUGUAUUCCUUGGUCUUGGACUCCCAUGGCUCAUUGCUGCGAUCUACCAUGCUACCAAGGGACAAAAGUUUAAGGUGUCAGCCGGAAACAUGGGGUUUUCGGUGACAGUAUUCACCGUGUGCGCAGUGCUGACGUUGGGCCUCCUUGUCCUUCGCCGAUACCUUGGCAUCUUUGGCAAGGGGGAACUUGGGGGACCGAAGGUGACAAAGUAUGCCUCUGCAUUCUUCCUCCUCUUCCUUUGGCUUGCAUAUAUUCUUCUCUCAUCCCUUCAGAUUUAUGGUAGAAUCAAUACCUUCUAAUCCACGUGAUACCCUGUUCCCACAGAAACCCUUGUCUUUUCAUGACUUAAUGGGACUUUUUUUUUAAUUGAUAAUUUGAUUUUUUUUUAAUGAUGUGAUUUAUUUUAUGAAAGGGAACGUACUUUUUCCCCAGUGAUUGCCAGCACAAAGUUCUUCUUUGCCAACAACUCUUUCCUGGUUUCUAAUCCUCUGUUGAUAUUCUACUUUCACUGGACUCUUCUGCCUUUUCUUGGGAAUUUCUGGGAAUGAUGUACUUGUUUUGUUGAAGGAGACCAGCCUAGUAGCCAGUGAAUUGGUGAUAAUCCAGCACAAAGUUAAAUUUUUUUGCCAUGUCAAAACUCUAUAGGAUGGUUUGAUUUAAUCAUAUUCAGUUUUGAUGCCAUUUUAGAUCGUGCUAGAUUUAUAGGCGAGAGAAAUUUGAAUGAAAGCUGGAGAGAAGUGCCUCUUGGACUUGGUAUGAUUGUAAGUUUGGGAAUCCUUGCAUUCCAAAGAGAUUAUUUUCGUAGAUGAGAAUGCUACAUUUUUAGCCAUCUCAGGAGAUGAAGUUAUGCAUUCCAUUUUCAUUGGGUCAAAAGUCAAUACUGGGGUGACACUCAAUUUGCACAAAACAUGGACUAAACAUAUACUAAACAGACAGCACUAGAUGAAAUUACAUCUAUUACGCAUCUCAGAGCGGUACUUGCUUGUAGUCUUUUAGUAAAAAGUUCUAUUAUUUAGAAAACGUUUUGAAGACCCCUGGAGAAAACAUCUCAUGUUGUGAAUUGUUCCCCUUUCUCAAUUUUGUAGCUCUCAUUGUUCCCUAUGGAACAUAGAGCAUUAUUGCCCACAUUUUACAGAAUGAUAUUCAUUGUGUGAGCAUCAUUUUCUCACAAAUAGGAAAAAAUAGACUACGAUGAAGGUGCUGUCUAUAAAAAGUCGGCUUUAACUCAUUGGGAGGAACACACGGAAACCCUAAGCCAACAAUGCCUUCUACACCAUGAAAUUUCAAGUUGGUGCUGGCAUGGAGUCCUAUUUCCUCGGAAAUGCCUGUUGGAAUUUUUCCCACAUCAUGCGCAAAAAUAAUUAGCUCCAUACCAGUGACAUGCGUAAAGGGGAGGAGGGGCCCUCAGGGGGUUCGAGCCCCACGCCAGCUCUGUCGCACUCCCGCUGUUCGUUAUUCAACUGCCUUGAUGCUGUGCCCCUCCCCCACCCCCGUUCCCAUAACCCUGCCCACAGCUGCUUCCCAGCCUCGAGGCUACGCAUGAUGAUAUCCCUUCACAAUUCUCAACGUUUCUUUCAAAUAUCAGUGCUUUUAAUCGACGUGCUUGUGCAAACUGGGUAGUAUCCAGGUUGACAAAUGAAUUCCACUGGAAGAAUUGAUACUUUUGAAAAUGGUCUUCCAGCACCAGCUCGCAUGAGUGAAGUUUAAAACGUAUCCAGAGAGAUGCUCGAUAGCGAGAAGAUGGAGAAUAACUUUGUGAAAUCUGAAUUUUUUUGUAUAUUCUGCUGAUGCGUGUUACUCCUUGGCAGCUGUCAAGCGUUCCUACUGACUUUUCGUGCUUUUCGGACUGGAAGCUUUACUCACUUUUUUGAAAAUAAAGAAAAUAUUCUCUGGA